Molecule: messenger RNA, 4019 nt
Organism: Macrosteles quadrilineatus (aster leafhopper)
Lineage: Eukaryota; Metazoa; Arthropoda; Insecta; Hemiptera; Cicadellidae
Gene: wgn
Exons: 4
Coding region: 153-1664 (503 amino acids)
Molecular function (GO): protein binding
Source: RefSeq, a predicted model, not a curated record
UUCAUUCGGCUUCUGCGCGAUUGUGUUGUGUUCACAGGUGUCAGUUGAAUUUAAAUUUUACCACUAAGUUAGAAUUAUAAAAGUGUUUUAUUUCCUUUUGUACGGUAAUAGUUUCGUUGGUGUUUAAUUUGUGUUAAAAAUAUUUUUAGCAUAUGGGGAUAAACACAAAGAAGGCGAGGCUACGGCUAGUGGUAGCGGCAGUGUUGUGUGUGGUGCCGUGGUGCUCUGCUAGCCUGUGUCCUCCCGGUCUGCAGUACUGGAGCAACGAGUUUGAGUUGUGCAUCAACUGUUCACGAUGUGACGCCUCAGCCAAGCAGGUGGUGCUCAGGCCAUGUCAGGCGCACGCUGACACAUUGUGUGGACCUAUCUCUCAUCUAGACAUCGACUGGUCCUGGCUCAAGCACAAGCACCCAGGCAAACACCACGAGAAACAUCCUGAUGAUGAAAAACACCACGGAAAAGGCCACAAACAUCACAGUACAUUAGACGAUGAUAUUGUUGAGAAGACUCCCCUACAUCACAGCAUUUUAGACGAUGAGGUCGAGACAUUGCCUCCCGUGACACACCAUGGGAACCAUAAGCAUCACAAACACUCCAAACUUUUUGAUGAUGAACACUUUGAGAAAAAACACAGUAGGAACCACCAUCUUUCAUCUGAAAGUUUUUUGAGUGAUGAUUUGGAACCUAUUGUCGGUCUUAGGAAAAUUUCCAAGCUUCCUCCACCUCCUCCUCUGAAGAGCACAGAUGAGUUGGAGAAAGAGUGGCAGGAAUGGCUGAGACAGUCAAAGAACAGAUUGCAACACAGGAAAGACGACUUGUUGAAGACCCUGCACAAAGAGAACAGCGAAAAACAUCAUAAAUUAAAUCACCCUAGUGAGAACUCACACUCCAGGACAAUGAAAACUCCUUUUGACGAUUUUGAUGGAGAAAUAUUCCACUCCCAUCAUAAAGAUCACUCGCAGAAGAAACACUUCUCGCCACUAGAUUUAGAGAUAUUCGACAGACUGUUGAAUCACGAUCUUCAAAAACAAGAGGAAAGGUUAACUCUAUCACAUCUGUUGAACCCAGAAAACAAACAUGCUAGCCUCCUUGAUAUAAUGAAAUCCGAAGACAAGCAGCGUGAAGAGAAAGACAGACCGUUCGCUGGAAAUGAUUUGGGAUAUCCGAUGGAUACUUUUGAUUUCCGAUCUGUUGUUCCGACUCAUCGACUGUUCUUGGGCGAGCCCUCGACUGUCUCUGAGAUCAUGGACCAGGACUUCUCUGAGGAGUCGGAGGACAACGAGGACGAGAGGCUGAAGGAAGACAAAGAUCAGUGGUUGGCUGCAGGAGAUCCCAGCGUCAUCGCUGUGCCGUUCUCUGCCACAGAGAGGUUUGUGUGGGACUGGCAAGCCGUAGCUCUUACCUCAGCUGUGGCUGCUUGUCUGCUCUUCUUUGUUGUGGUUGCUUGUUACUCGAUCCUGCACGCCAGGCAUUGGAGGAGGCUCAAGACCAAUUUUGACACGGAUGCUGAGGAACUGUCUGUGAAGAUGGGACUGAUGCAGAGUCAGAGUGUUGCAUCUAGUGCGGCAGACGGCAUCAACACCAACAUCUACCUGGAAAACCUCCUGGAAAACCAGAAAAAGAAGAGCGGCAACAUCUACACCCAAAAAAGACCGCAAAGCUAAGUGGGAUACUCAUGAUUACAAGGAUUGCAUUUAUCUGUAACAUAUGUUUUAUAAGUAAUAUAAUUUAGUUUAAUUUUUAAUUUUAGGACAGUAAGAUGAUUAAGGAAGAACCAUCAAGAAAGAUAAAUGUAACUCAAUUGAACAUUUUGCAUUUUGAUAAUUCUCAUAAGAUCUAGAAUCAGCAAAACUUAUUGUCUUUUAUACAAAACUCUUUGGGUCUAGUGUUUAGUCACAUUUUGUUUAAUUUUCUUCUACAUCUUUCCUUGUUUCAAUAUAUCUAAUAUAUUACUUUUUAAUCAUUAGUAUUUUGAAAAAUACUCUUUUAAUAUGAUUUGUAAUAAGAAUUCAAUAUUUUAAUCCUUUCUGAUGGAUAGAAUUAACCAGAAUGAUCACAGCACAUUACUUUGGAAAUAAUUCUAUAUUAUUUUAUUUUUGAACCAUGACAAUUGUAAGACUCUUCAAGCUAUGCGUAACAUGUAUAUGUCUUUUAAUGUACUUAAUUGAAGUGUUAAGUGGAAAAACUACUCUGGGUAGUUUUGUAAUUUUAUAAAGUAUCUAAUUUAUUUGGUUUUAUCUAUAAGAUCUGAAAUGACAAUUAUGUCAUUUAUGACACUUAAUACAUCACUUAAUGUCUUUAGAACUGUUUAAGAUAUCUCAUAAUAUAUUUGUACUAUGUGCCUUAUGUAUGUGCCUUAAUGUGAACUAUUAUAUUUUUUAUAACUUUUUACACUCUAAUCGUAACAUUUUUUAAGGUUUGAAGGAUUGUGCACGAUCCCAAUGUUUUACUUUAGUGUGCAAAAAUCAUAGUUAGUUAACUCAUGAAUGUAAAAGUAAAAAAAACUUGAUUUGAUUACAGCCUAUUUGUUAAUGUUUUAUUGAUCUUACCAAAUGCUAUAUUUUAACAAUUUAGUCCAUACGUUAUUUAAAGCAUAAAGGUUUCUUGUCUUGCUACACUUACUAAAGUUAUUGAAAAAUAUUUCUUUAAAAUUACUAGCUAUUUGUAUACUGACUUUAUUUUUGUUUAAAUUCAAAGAAUACUCUCUAUAAAAUAAACAACUUUUGGAAACUGUUUUCCAUCUCACUUAUUAGAUUGUAAAUUAUCAAACAGUAUUUUUUUUCUAUUGUUUUAUCUGUCAUUUAAGCUAUAAUUUUGAAUGUCCUUAUGGAGUAUAGACUUUUAAAGUUUUUUUAAGAACAAACAUAAAAUAUUCUUUAUGAUGCUGAGAAAUUAUUUGAAUCUUCAUACAUCCAGGAUAAAAUUGUAACUAAUUCUCUAAAUCAUUGUAUGGUUUUGUUCACUUUAUUUUGUACUUAGUGUUUUUGUAGAUGUAUUUUACAAUACAUAUACAAAGAUAGACCGUUUUCAUUUUUCAUUGAAAAUUGUAUCUUUGUAUCUUAGUUGUGUUCUUAUCAUUUGGCUAUUUUACCAAAACAACCUUCUUGAUAAGAUGUUUUACCUUAUUAAUAGGUUUUAUUUUAUUUUUAAUUUUCAACUAUUUUAAGUUUAUAGUUUUUUAUUGUUCAUCUUGCAGUAUGAUUUUAAAUUUACUUCAUUUGUAUUAUUUUACGCCACAGUACAGUACAAAACUAUACAUGACCAAUAUAAACUAUAACUACUUAUCUCUCAGAAAUUAAAAAAAUUAAAUUUUCUCCAUCGACCAAUCCACAAGUUCUUAUUUCUUAAUAAAAGUUGUAAUUUUAAAAUGUACUUUCAGCCGAAGAUCACAACAUAUUAUCAUAUGGCUUUGAGUGGAGAAAAUGCUCAAAUACAUAGAUAAUUAUCCUAACCUGCAAGGCCUAAUUGUUAGUUUUCUUAAAAGGUCGUAGCCCACCUGUGUCAUGACAUUAUAGCUAAAACCAUCGGUGGUUGGUAGAUUCGUACCCGGAACUCGUGGACAGAAGUCCCACAAUAGACCAGCCUUGUCUUAGUUUCAGUUCUCAACUGCUGAAAUGUAAUACUGAUUAUACUUGAUUACAAAACUAUUAUUUUGGACAACCAGAGUUUUAUGCUGUACCAGUGCUCAAAAUGUUAUUUUAUGUGCUAGAGAUAUGAUAUAGCGCAGUAUAAAAAUAAGAUCUACAAUGAUAUCAAGAUUUAAAUUCCAUUAUUUAAAAAAGAAUGAUGUAAAUGUUAAAAGUACAAAUUGUGUUCCUCAUUUUUGGUUUAUUAUUUAUAUGUAAUGCAAAUUACUAAUAACUCAUUACUCAACUCACUGAACCAUUGGCUAUUGGUAUAGUCAAAGCUAAUACAUUUAUGUCUUUGUACGCUUUUCUGUAUUAUUACUCUGUAAAUUUGUGUAACAAGAUUUGUCUCCUCGUCAAACUGUGUUUUAAUAAAUAUACUUAAGUUUACAA